UGUCUAUCCUUGUUUUUAUACGAAAUGUCUAAUUUUCACUACGAGCGGAUGGCUGCUUUAACAGUUUCAGUUUGCUGAUUGGCUAUACGCUCGUUGGACACUGUCUGUCGAUCGUCGGUAUCGAAUACCUCCACCUCCAGCGAAGCUUCUCGUUUCUGACUUAAACCUUACCAAACAUGAAAACAUACGCAAAAUGGUUAUGGAGACGCGGUCAUGGUUACAACAGGCGGUAGCUACAAUGGAGAAGUUCAUAACAGAUGCACAAGAUCUCAUCAUUCCACGCAUGGAAUGUUUUCUCUCGCCUUUCGUCGAAGUCAGUUUUUAUUGCUUUUUACGAAUGUUUUUUUACAUUGACUAUUCAGACUUUUUUUACAUACUAGUACCAUUUUUGUUGCAUUUCCUGAAACAUUUUCCCUGUCGAUUGUCCUAUUUUUUAGAAAGGAGGACUUUCUUUGAGCGUGGGUAUCAUCGGAAAUAA
Molecule: messenger RNA, 478 nt
Organism: Angiostrongylus costaricensis
Lineage: Eukaryota; Metazoa; Nematoda; Chromadorea; Rhabditida; Metastrongylidae
Source: the annotation of a GenBank genome assembly